Messenger RNA from Acipenser ruthenus (sterlet), 2372 nucleotides. Its product is annotated as sterol regulatory element-binding protein 2. Gene Ontology annotation, biological process: positive regulation of transcription by RNA polymerase II; positive regulation of cholesterol storage. Gene Ontology annotation, cellular component: nucleus. Gene Ontology annotation, molecular function: RNA polymerase II cis-regulatory region sequence-specific DNA binding; protein dimerization activity; DNA-binding transcription factor activity, RNA polymerase II-specific. Lineage: Eukaryota; Metazoa; Chordata; Actinopteri; Acipenseriformes; Acipenseridae. The record is from RefSeq and is a predicted model, not a curated record.
UCAAGCCCUCCCGACUUCACCGUUUUGAAAAAAAAAAAAAUCAUGGACAGCGAUUUUUUGACAUCGACGCUGGAAAACAUGGACCCGUCGUUGUCGGAACUUGGAGGUGAAUUUACCCUGGGGGACAUUGACGAAAUGCUGCAGUUCGUCAGCAAUCAAGACUUCCCUGAUAUUUUCGAUGACCAGCGACAGCAAACGCUGACCCCCUGUACCCCCCUCCCCCAGCUACCCCAAAUCCCUCCACAAACCCAACCUCAGCAGCUGCUGUACCAAGUCGGCAGCACCUCCCAGCUGUCCCCCAUCGUCCAAUCCCCGCAGCCCCUGACCCUAAGCCCUGCCCACCUGACCACCGUGGGCCAAUCCCCGCAGCCCCUGACCCUGGGCCCCGCCCCGAGCCCCCCUCAGCUGGUUCCGGUGGCCUCGGUGCAGCGCAGCGCCCCCUUGCUGCAGCCCCGGCUCCAGCAGAUCCAGCCCCAGGCUGUCAUGUUCGCUCCCGGGUUCAGCACCACCUCCUCCCAGACUCGCUUCAUCCAGCACCCUGUCAUCUACCAGAGCAGCCCCUCCACCAGCUUCCAGGUCUUACAGCCUCAAGUUCAGAGUCUGGUGACCUCCUCGCAGGUCCAGCCAGUCACCAUCCAGCACCAGCUCCAGCCCCAGCGGGUUCUGACCCACACCGGAACCGGAACCAUCCAGACCCUGAGCACAGCUCCCACACAGCAGGUCCAGCAGGUCCAGCAAGUCCAGCAGGUCCAGCAGGUGCUGGUCCACCAGCCCCAGAACUCCCUGGUUCUGACCACCCUGAAGCCCGAUGGUACCCAGGUUCUGUCCACCAUGCAGAACCCAGGCAUCACCACCCUGUCCCACCCACUGCAGUUCUUUUCCGAGACCCUGAUGGGCGGCAGCGGAACCAUCCUGACCACACUUCCUGUCGUGAUGGGCGGGGACAAGGUGCCGAUCAAGCAGCUGACCUCGUCUUCGUUGCUGUCGUCGUCGGCGACGCUGGCAGGGGGCGGGGCCGGGGAGUUCGGGGGCGGGGUUGUGAAGGAGGGGGAGAGAAGGACCACCCACAACAUCAUAGAGAAGAGAUACAGAUCAUCCAUCAACGACAAGAUACUGGAGCUCAAGGACCUGGUCAUGGGCAGCGACUCCAAGGUGCACAAGUCAGGAGUUCUGAGGAAGGCGAUCGAUUACAUCCGCUACCUGCAGCAGGUCAACCAGAGACUGAGGCAGGAGAACCUGGCACUGAAGAUGGGCAACCACAAGAACAAGUUGAAGAGUGUGGAUCUCUCCUCUCUCCUGGACUCCGAUGUUGAGAUGAAGACUGACGACUUCAAGCAGAACCUGCUGAUGAUGUCACCGCCCGCGUCGGACUCGGGUUCCGCGGCCGAGUUCUCCCCCUAUUCCAUCGACUCGGAGCCGGGGAGCCCUCUACUGGACGAUGCCAAGGUUAAACAGGACCCUGACUGCUCCCCCUCCUCUCUGGGGGUACCGGAUCGAUCUCGAGUCCUGCUCUGCGCUCUGACCUUCCUCUGCCUCUCCUUCAACCCCCUCUCCUCUCUCCUGGGGGGCCGGGGGUCUUCGCUGGACUCCAGCCCAGGAGAGGGGCCCCACGGCUCAGGCAGGACCAUGCUGGGGGUCCAGAACACGGAGCCCCCCAGUGUGGACUGGCUUUCCUGGCUGCUCCCUGCUGUGUUGCUGUGGGUGGUGAAUGGGUCGCUGCUACUGGGAGUGCUGGCCAAGCUGCUGGUGCACUGGGAGCCCGUCACGCGGCUCCACUCCCCCUCCUCCCUCGCACACUGGAGGCACCGCAAGCAGGCUGACCUCGAUGUGGACCGGGGUGAUUUCUCCUCGGCCGGCAGUAACCUGCACACCUCCCUCUCUCUCCUCUCUCGCUCUCUCCCCGCCUCUCGCUGUGACCUCGCCUGCUCCCUCGCCUGGAACCUCAUUCGCUACUCCCUGCAGCGGGUCCCGCCCCUCCGCUGGGCCCUGCGCCUGAUUGGAGGGGGCGGGAGAGAGGGGGCGGGGCUGGAGGAGGAGCACAGGAAGAUUAGCGCUGGAGACGCUGCCCAGGUUUAUCACAGACUGAAUCAACUGCACCUCACAGGAAAGCUGCAAGGCAGCGCCCCCUACAGUCUGAACCUGGCGCUGAGCGCGGUGAACCUGGCGGAGAGCGCGGGGGAGAGGAUCCCAACCCCACUGCGCGCGGAGAUCUACGUGACUGCGGCCAUCGCGCUGAGGAGAGCACUGCGGAGACACUGCAACUGCCUGCCAGUGAGGCUAUACACACUGCGGCUGUACACACUGCGGCUAUCCACACUGCAGCUAUCCACACUGCAGCUAUCUACACUGCAGCUAUCCACACUGCAGCUAUC